Octopus bimaculoides (California two-spot octopus) is the source of this 6344-nucleotide messenger RNA. Its product is annotated as protocadherin beta-11. Gene Ontology annotation, molecular function: calcium ion binding. Gene Ontology annotation, biological process: homophilic cell-cell adhesion. The record is from RefSeq and is a predicted model, not a curated record. NCBI's taxonomy places the organism in Eukaryota, Metazoa, Mollusca, Cephalopoda, Octopoda, Octopodidae. Gene Ontology annotation, cellular component: plasma membrane.
GUUGCACAUCUGUGCAGUGUAAGGAGCACAAUUCUCUCAGUAGUGCUGCUGUUGAUGUUAUUUGGUGACACUUGAAACUACUGCCUAUACUAUACCUGGAUCAAUCUUAUAUACAUUUAUAGACAUAUACACACAUACACAACAUACACAUAUCCACACUAUACACACACAUACAUAUAUAUAUUUGUAUGCUUGUAUAUAUAUAUAUACUUAUAUAUAUAUAUACACAUUUAAACUCUAAAGUUAUACACAUUAUAUUUUAUCUGCACACAACUCAUUAUACAUACACAUAAUUACACAUUAUUCACAUAUACACACUUUUAUAUACCCUGUAUACACAGAUUUAAACCUUUCUUGCUCACUUAUUCAUUUACUGACAUAACCAUAUUACACAGCACAUCAUACACACACACACAUACACACUCUAUAUUCACACACACACUCUAUACACACACACAUAUACAUGCACACACACAGAACUCACAAACACAUAUACAGUGAUACAUAUGUAUUUCCACUCAUACAUAACAUCACAUAGAUCUUUACACACACACACACACACACACACACAUAUACCUUUAUGCAUAAUUACAUACACAUGCACAAGUACAUGCACAUUUCCACACUAACAAAAGUUUGCGACACAGACUGAAACAUAUAAAUAUUCACAUUCAUACUUUGUAAGAAAUCACAUACACACACACUCACAUACUGCCACACUAACUUAAUAUACAGACUAUUGUAACACACAUACAUACAUAUAUACAUAUACACAUGCACAUACCAUUGCCAUAAUACACUGCUACACAGCAAAAGCAUAACAGAAACUCACACAUACUUUACGGAAAAUUUAUCAUUAACAUACACACACAUCAUCAUCAUCAUCUUUAACCCACACCCACACACGCAUAUAUAUAUAUAUGUGCCUUCGCAAUAACAUGUACACAAACUCACAAACAUACACCAUCACAGCAACAACAUAUACACACACUUUAUAGAAAACCCACCACACAAGCACGAUUCCAUACACACACCUUCACACAUAUACACAAUCACAACAGCACACACACACACCAUCAAAACAACACACGCGUGCCAUCAAAACAACACACACACAUACGCACACCAUAAACAACAACAACACAUACACACAUAGAAACUCACACACACAAUCAAAACAGCACACAGACACACCAUCAAAACAACACACGCGCACCAUCAAAACAGCACACAUACAUAUACACACCAUAAACAACAACACACAUAGAAACUCACGCACACACACAAUCACAACAGCACACAGACACACCAUCAAAACAUCACACGCACACCAUCAAAACAACACACACACACAUAGAAAAUCACACGCACACACACUUUAUAGUAAAAGCUCACCUCUCACCCACUACCCCACCAAACACGCAUUAUAACCCCACCAUCCGCAUAGAGAUAUCAUCUUAAACCGGAGAUGUGACAACACCAGUUUGACGCCAUCACCAUAUGAAGCAGCAGCCAGAAGAGAGAAAGGGAGAGAGAGAGAGAGAGAGAGCGUGUGUGCUUGUGUGUGUGUGUUUAUGCAUGUGUGUCGGUGCGUGUGUAGUUGAUGACUAGAGCGCUGUCAGGAACAACGGAACAGAGAUGGAACGGCUUGCCUGCAGGUUCAUCUAAAUUGCUAAGUUUUGGUGCUACAACUGAGAAAAUAUGUUGAUUGUUUUGCUUCUUAUCCUGCUGACUCUCUUCAGCUGCCAUUGUGUGGAUCUCACUUACCAUGUGGAAGAAGAAAAGAAUCCUGGAACUUAUAUUGGUAACAUUGCUGCUGACUCCCAUUUACUGGAUGCCAUCUUACCAGAACACCAUCGACUCAUAACAUUUAAUCAGCUUGCACAGAAAAAAGACAGACUCUCACAGUUAUUUAAUGUUUCUAAGAGAGGAGAGCUCUACACAUCACAGAAAUUAGAUGCAGAGAAACUGUGCAAAUACAAUGUAGAAUGUUUUAGAAUUUUAAAAAUUGCCAUUCACAAAGCAGAAACAUUCUUGAAGAUUUUAAAACUGAAAGUAAUUAUUAAAGAUAUCAAUGACCACCAGCCAGAGUUUUCUGUGAAGGAGAUUAAUAUUCAGUUUUCAGAGGAUGAUGGGAAAGGUGUGAAGAGGUCAAUAGAGAAUGCUGUUGAUGGGGACGUCGGAGCUCAAAACUCAAAGGUGACCUACCUGCUGAAGAAAAAAUUCAACGAACCAUUCAAGUUAUCUGUGACGAAAAUAAUCACUGGAAUUUCUAAACUUGCUAUAAUACUUGAUGAGAAAUUGGACAGAGAAUUGAAAGACAGUUACAGUCUUCAGGUUAUUGCGAGUGAUGGGGGACCUUCACCAAAACAAGGGGUGCUGAAUAUUGAAAUAACUGUGACAGAUGAAAACGAUAAUCUGCCUCAGUUUAGUCAAAGCAUUUAUAACAUAUCUAUUCGGAACACACAUGGAAGGUUUAUACCAAUCACAACUUUAUCAGCCAGUGACUUGGACUCAGGGGAAAAUGGUAAAGUUACAUAUCACAUUAGUUCUGCGACCUCUGAUAUUGCCAAAUCUUAUUUUAAACUGAACGAAGUGACUGGUGAAAUUUUCACACAGAAAACAUUAAAUUCCGAACAAAAACAGACAUACAAGUUGUUUGUUGAAGCUAAAGAUGGGGGCAAUCCUUCCUCAAGUUCCACAGCAAUGGUUUUAAUAAAUGUAAUAAACCAACAAAAUAAUGUUCCUAAGAUAGACAUAAAUUUUGUCACUGAGCUGAGAGAGAACACAGCAGCCAUUUCUGAAGGAAUCAAAGUCGGCAGUUUCAUAGCUUAUGUCAGUGUUAUUGACAAUGAUGUUGGACAGAACGGUGAGGUGGAAUGUAGCCUACACCAUGAUAAAUUCCGUCUUUUAGAUUUAGGAUCAAAAGAAUAUAAAAUUACAUUAAAGAAAUCUGUGGACAGAGAAACUAGGGACCACUAUGACAUCAGUAUUUCAUGUGAAGAUAAAGGAUCUCCCUCAAUGAAAACAGAGAGAAAAUUCUUCAUUCAAGUGAUGGAUGUCAAUGAUGUUCAACCACAGUUUACUAAAGAAACAUUUAAAUUUUUGACCUAUGAGAAUGGUAAACCAAAUUUUCCAAUUGGUUACAUCAAUGUGACAGAUCAAGAUUUAGAAAAUGGAGGAAAACUGUCUUAUUCUUUAUUGAGUAAUAACAGAGUGAUUAUACCAUUCCAGAUCACUGAUUACGGUUUCAUCUCAACUACAAUGACACUAGACCGUGAAAAACGUGAAAAAUACCAAUUUCAAGUAUUUGUUAAAGACAAUGGGACACCUUCCUUAAACAAUACGGCUAAUGUACUUGUGGAGAUCCUUGAUGAGAACGAUAAUGCCCCUUAUUUUACAUUUCCUAGUGUUGACCCUUUCACUCUUGAUGUCCACUAUCAUCCGCAAAGUAAGAAUGACAUCACAGUCCUAAGAGCUUCAGACAGGGACAGUCAUAUGAAUUCUUUCUUAAAAUAUGAAAUAUUUGGUGGAAAUGACAGACAAUUGUUUCAAAUAGAUUCCUUCACAGGGGUUUUGUCUUAUUCACGGACUGUUUACCAAAAUGAUGCCGGAUCAUACGACCUGAAAUUAACUGUCAAAGACAGUGGCACCCCUGUUCUGUCAGCCACAGUAACAGUGUCUUUGACACUGACUGUCAGUAACAAGACAUCACCAGCACUGACCACAGUUCAUUCAAAGUCUAACAAUAUGAUUGACGUAACGUUACUCAUUAUUAUCGUAAUAUCAGCUGUAGUAGUCUCGGUGGCUGUUGUCGUGUCUCUCACCCUCUGUAUUGUUCGAUGUAACAAUGGAAUUAAUCAUCAGUCACGCAUGGGCUUUAACACAACGAUUCCUCCUGGAAGAGAAAAACGUCAUUUCUUGACCCAAACAAAGAAAGUGAAUACUCCUACCGGACACACUCCUGCUCAUACUCCCAUACAUACCCCGGUACAUACAACUGGACAUUCAACAGAAAUGACAAACAGAGAUAACCAGUUAAUGGAAUCAAGUUGUGACUUUUAUCCUCAAUAUGAAUCUCAGACAGAUUGGUCAAUGUCCUCGAUGGAGCGAAGGCCUCCUUCAGUUUUGUUGCUUCCGACGCGUACACUGAAACGAUAAAAUGAUGAAAAGAAAAAGAAGAGGAGGAGGAGGACACUGACGAUACAGCGAUAUGAUGACUCUCAGACAACGAGGACCUAAUUAAUUACAAACACAGAUCGUGGCAUUUAAUGAAAGAACUAAAACAAAGAAGAAAAAAAAAACUGCAAAAAAAAAAAAAUUUUCAGAUAUAAAAAAAUAUAAAUUAUAAGAAAAGAAGAAAUAUUGAAAAAACAUUGCGAUAUAUUUUUUGUGUGUGAAAGUGUUUUUUGAUUUUUACCUUUUUAAAAUUUAAUGAACCUUAAUGGCAGUGAUUUGGCAGAAUUGGUAGAGCAUCGGAAAAAAUGUGUGGUGUUAUUUAAUUCCUUGUCUCUAUAUUUGGACUUUGAAUCCUGCCAAACUCAACUUUACCUUUCAUCUUAUUGGUAGGGAGAUUGAUAAAAUAAGUACCAGUUACAAACUGGGGUCCGAUCUCAAUGGAUUUUACCCUCAUUCUGGCCCUCCUGCUAAAAAAAUAUCUCCUCAAAAUUCGAGCCCCUGUACCUAUGUUAGACAUCAAUAUUUGAUAAGUCUGAACAUGGACAUGUCUACCUUGGCUGUGUUUACAGCUUCAAACUGCAACAAUGGAUAGUUGUAUUUGUGGAUGCAACAAAACGCAGUGAUUGUUCAAAAGCUGAAAUCUUCAAGUGUGUUUCACCUUUAGCACCAAACACUGGAACAAUGAGGUUGAUACCAAAAUAUUCCGACCAAACAAACAACCUCUCAACCAAAUAACCAACACAGCUUUUGGCCAUUUGUACAGAACUGCAAAGACUGGAUUGUCUAAAAAUUAAUUGGAAAUGAUGCUAAACAUUCCAUUUGGGGACUAUGUUGAACUUGGAAUCUGCUCUCGACUCCUUCUGAUACAUUGGUGUGGAGUUGUUUUUAAUCUGCAGCUCUGAUUUGUAUAUAUUUUUAAAACUAAAUUUGGAUCUCUGGGGACGGAAGAAGGAUUUGGAAAAAGAGAAGAGGAAGAAGGGAAAGGGGAGAUAACUUUUGAUUUUACUUUGGAAAACUGUGGAAACGUGAUGACUGUACCGGAACUAAUAUAUGUUAACACACACACACAUAUGUAAAUAGACAUUCACUCAUAUACAUACACACACGUACACACACACAUACACGCAUGAACACACAUACACACACAAAACAUGUACACACACAUGUAUGUACACAUGCAACUGUACAAUCACUUGUGCACACACGCAUAUAUGUUUGCACAAGCACAUAAUAAAAAAAAAACGUUUAUAUAUUUGUGUAUGUGUAUAUAUACAUACAUACAUAUAUAUAUAUAUAUAUAUAUAUAUAUAUAUAUAUAUAUAUAUAUAUGUAUGUAUGCAUGUAUGUAUAUGUAUGUGCGUAUAGACACACAUGCAUACACACACACACACACAUUCACACAAACAUACAAGUGUAUAUUUGUAUAUAUUAACUAUCCAGACGAUUACACAUAUAAUAUACAUGCAGGCAUACAACUAUGUAUUUGUUUGUAUUUAUUACCCACAUAUAUACAUACAUAAAAAUAUACACUUUUACACAUUCACACGCAUACACACAUAUCCUGUUCUCAUUGUCACAGCAUUGUGAUACUCUUUUGUGACACAGUAUAGUAUCACAGUAUCUUACUGAGUAAGAGCGUGAGAUUAUGUUACUCAAUAACACUGUAACAAUAUCCACCAAACGGUGUCACAACUCUCAUACGCUCUUCCAGGAAUUUGUCACACCUGUAGCAUGUCACACCCGUAGCAUGGUGUCUCUCUCAAAGCAUUGUGACACACCACCAAAGAGAGGGAGAGGGACAUGCUCCCUGUGACACGUCAUCAUACAGAAUGAUGGCUCUGUGACACCUGCUUGAUAAAUGUUGGAUGUGACAGCCUGACCACAAUAAGGUGUUGUAGGCAGAAUGUAGACGUACAAUAAAGCUGAAUACCUGGUGAAACAAAUACUCACACACACACACACACACACACACACACAGAGGCACAUAUGACAAGAUGCACACAAGCACAUGACAGAAACAAUCAUAGAUAACAACAACAAUAACAGCAACAAUCAGAACAAACACCACCAAUAGAACCAAUACCAAGGCCUCACCAUUGACCCCCACCACCGCCACCACCAUAACUCCCACCACCGCCACCACCAUAACUCCCACCACCGCCACC